Messenger RNA from Boleophthalmus pectinirostris (great blue-spotted mudskipper), 1749 nucleotides. RefSeq names its product suppressor of cytokine signaling 1a (gene socs1a). Gene Ontology annotation, biological process: intracellular signal transduction; phosphatidylinositol phosphate biosynthetic process. The record is from RefSeq and is a predicted model, not a curated record. NCBI's taxonomy places the organism in Eukaryota, Metazoa, Chordata, Actinopteri, Gobiiformes, Gobiidae. Gene Ontology annotation, molecular function: 1-phosphatidylinositol-3-kinase regulator activity. Bases 473 to 1174 code for a protein of 233 amino acids. The transcript is spliced from 2 exons. Gene Ontology annotation, cellular component: phosphatidylinositol 3-kinase complex.
GAAACGAUAUAUUGUCCAGUCUUGGUUACUGUCAUGUUUACUAUUUUUCUAUAAGUCUCGCAGUGAUGUGGUUUUGUGGUUUGGACUGCAACCAUUGGUAGAAAUACAAGACUUGCAUUAAAACGUGGUGGCGCGUUUCACUUUCGUUUAUUAAAAGAAGUCGAAUGUUUGACUAGAAACUCAGUCGACACGUUGACGGGGGAGGGGCCUGUCAGUGAAGGUGGACUACAGUAUAAAAGAGAGAGAAGAGCAGAAACGCGAUCAGAGUUUUGUUACGAAAAAGCAGAAACGCGCAGACCUCAAAGUGAACCGACUGUUUAAUAAUAAGCAGCGUAGCGCAUUUACGUCACCCUCGGAUUUACGCACAGUUUUUGGAGGGAUUUAAUGAUCUUUAAACGCUCAACGGUGUCCAUGCACAAAAAAUACGGAUGGUAGUGCAGUGGGCAGAGAUGGGAGAGGGUCUGGGUGGAGGAUGGUAGCCAACAGCACCCUGGAAGGUCUUCAUGACUGCACACACUCGCUCUCAUCGUCCUCUGCCUCGUCCUCUUCAUCCUCCUCUGGGUCCUCUUUGUCCUCAUCAUCAUCCCUGUGCUCCUCUUCGUCCUCUUCGUCGGUGAGCCCACUCAGUUGGGAGGAUCUUCAGAGAGUCCCUCCUCCUGCUCCGGUGCACAGAUCUGUCCCCUGUGUUUACCUCACACAUUUCCCAGUCUUCUCCUGUAAAGAAGACUGUGACAUCAUCACGGACACGGCCUCUAAGCUGGAGCGCAGUGGGUUCUACUGGGGUCCUCUGGGUGUGGAAGAGGCUCAUCGUCUGCUCAAAGAGGCUCCUCUGGGCAGUUUCCUGAUCCGAGACAGCCGUCAGAAGGACGUGUUCUUCACUUUGUCCUACCACUCCAAGAGCGGCCCGGUCAGUGUCCGCAUUGAGUUCAAGAAGCAGCGAUUCUCUUUGGCUGGAAACGAGCGCUCCUUCCCUUCACUCUUUGCUCUGUUAGAACAUUACAUCAGCUCACCCAAGAAGAGCCUAAGUGUGCCCUACAGGAAAUGGGAGCCCACUCUGCAGGAGCUGUGCAGAAAGAGAGUGUUGGAGCUGAGCGGGGACUUAGGUCACAUAUCAGAGUUGCCCAUCACCAGAGUGGUCAAAGACUUCAUACAAGAAUUUCCCUACAAGUUAUGAGUGUGCUCUGCUCUGUUCUGUGCGCACCUGCCCUGACUGCUCUGUCACAGAGACACUGGGCUCCUGUUUGGGAGCUCAAACCCAGUCAGAUAUUUCAUGAACAUUACAGGACUAUCCUCAACAGUUCAGUGAAAAUGACCUUUAGUCUAUUUAUACGCUGGAAAAAGAAUACUCAUAUGUCAAAUAGUGCUGCUGUGUUAAAACAAAACCACAGGGAGAGAGUAAAAGCGCACACAGCUCUGGGCCUACGGGCUUCUCUGGGAAAUGUAGCACCUGAGCUUCUACCACUGGAGGCGCUCUUACGUUUACACAGGACACUUGGAGGAAUACAAGCCUGGUGGAGAGUACGGUUAAAACCAAACAUGUGUAGCACAAACUAUUUAAAACUCUAAUGUGAAAGUUUACAUUCUGAAUGUAUACUCGCACUGGCUCACAUACCAUCAUUGCUAUCUGAUGUCAUUGGUCAAGAAGAUGGUGUAAGAAACAGUGUGCUCUGUACUGUAUCAUCCAAAUUAUGAUCUAUUUUUUUAAGUUUUAUUUACUAAUAUUAUUAAAUUAAAUGUUCUAACUUGAAA